This is a messenger RNA of Stomoxys calcitrans (stable fly), 1772 nucleotides long. Its product is annotated as zinc finger protein 62. Gene Ontology annotation, molecular function: RNA polymerase II transcription regulatory region sequence-specific DNA binding; DNA-binding transcription factor activity, RNA polymerase II-specific. Gene Ontology annotation, biological process: regulation of transcription by RNA polymerase II. The coding region runs from base 263 to 1738 and encodes 491 amino acids. Gene Ontology annotation, cellular component: nucleus. The transcript has 2 exons. The record is from RefSeq and is a predicted model, not a curated record. Lineage: Eukaryota; Metazoa; Arthropoda; Insecta; Diptera; Muscidae.
CAUACAAACUAACUGAGGAAAUCCGCUUAAUGGGUACACAAAAGACUCCUAGUGUCCUCGGUUUUGUGUUGUUGACCAACUACUCCUAACUGUGAACAAAAUUAUCUUGCAUAAGAGAGCCAUACAAAUAAAGGUGUAUAUAAGUAACGCAGUUACGCCGCCUUUUUUGUACAACGGCUUUGUACUUCCGUUCGUAAACAAACCAUGUAAUCGACGAGCUUUUGCACAGCCCUACAACAGUUAUUAAAAAUAAAUAUUGAAAAUGUUAAAAUCGGAGUUCUUAAAACACUACAACAAUUUCAAAUGUGCCGAAAUAUAUUGUAUGUCACCACCAGCUGUCUUCAAUGUGACCUGCAUUUUGUGUGACCAGCAACUUGACCUUGAUCAAUUUGUGGUCCAUUUUCAAAGUUGGCAUCUUACGCUGGUAGAAGAAAGCAUCCGACUUCAAGAUUUGGUGGGAGCACAAGAACAACCGUUAGUCAAAGAUUGCUUGCUUACAGAUGAACUUGUCAUCAAAGAAGAAAUUGAUAGUGAUCCCAUCAAACAUGAAGACUUAUCCAAUAAUUAUCCUUCUGUAGAAACACUUGAGAACAGAUUUUCGAAAGAAAUCUCGUACGAUGAGAUGGCUGAAGAGAAUGAGGAUGAUGAAUGCUUGCAGCAAUUAGUUAAUGAAAAUAAAAAAAGAGAAUCAAAUAAAGCCGUAGAAUCCUGCGAUGUGAAUUUUCAAAGCACUGUGAAUUCCAUUGAAGAUAUUGGCCUUCUGGGAGCAGAAGAUACAAAUGGAAGCGACGAGAGUUGUUCAGAUGAGGACGAGUGGUCGGACGAAUCCAAACAUCAUAAAAACAGUAAUAACUCUAGCAAGGAGCUUCCUUUCAAAUGUUCCCUCUGCCCACGAUCAUAUAUGACAAAGCAUGCCUUGCAAAAACAUCACUAUAGUGCCCAUAAUCCCAAGAAACGAGACCGUAAAACGCCCAAGCCAGUGCAUAAGUGUGAUAUAUGUAAUGAAAUAUUUCGUUCGGCAAUUGUUUUGGGAGCACAUCGAUUUAAGCAUACCGGCAUAUUUUGUGAUAUUUGCGGCAAACCAUUUAAGCAGGUCGGGACUAUGGUGCGUCAUAAAAUACGACAUACCGGUAUUAAGGAAUUUAAAUGCCAAGAAUGUCCCAAAGAGUUUUUUACCGCCAAGGAACUAAAAUCGCACAUGUAUUGUCACAUUGGAAUGCAAAUAGUUUGUGAAAUUUGUGGCAAAAAAUGUCGAGAUCGCGGAGUGUUGACCGCUCACAUGCGAAGACAUACCGGAGAGAGACCAGCAAAAUGUGAAGUAUGUGGCAAAAGCUUUUUCUCCAUCUACGAUUUAAAUGUACAUGCUGUUGCCCACACCAACGAUCGCCCUUUUCCAUGUGAUAUCUGCGGCUCUAGAUUUCAACGUAAGAAGGCUCUGCGUAUUCACAAAAGAAUACAUUCAAAAGACCGCAGCAAUCAUGUCUGCAAAAUAUGUGGUAAAUCCUUUGCCCAGUCAAGUGGAUUAAAUUCGCACAUGCGAACACAUGAAACUACCAUGCAUAGAUCUGAUGUAAAAACUAUGACAUCAACACUCAUGGCACCACCUGAAUUUAUUGGAAACUCACUCAACAGUCUGGAUAAUGAGGGAGCAGCCGAAACAAGUACCAACUGUCCAAUAACCGAAAUUUCUCUUUCUAAUGUGGAACAACAAAAGCUAUUAAACGAAUAUGAUCUAUAAGGAAAAUUAAAAUAAAGUAUGUAUUGGUACAUUA